AUGGAAGGCAUGUCUCAGGAUGGACAAUCAUUAGUGGCUGGAGAAUGGGACCAACAACAAGUGAAUGUUGCAGCAGCAAACAACUCACAACCAGAUGCUGUUGCCAUUCAAGAACUAUUGAACAUGAAUGGCAUCGGACCUGGGGAGGUAAUGUAUGUUAUGGUUGGCGAGCUAACCUAUCAAAUUAUUGGGCCCCAGAAACCAGGAGAUGAAGUUAUUGUCACGCCAGUGAAUUCGGGCAUCUCCUUAGAGGACUUUGCAGCAAUCAGUGCAGAGCAGGAAUCAAUUAAAUCUGAACUUUCUUAUCCAAUACCAGCAACAGAAGAUGCCUCUCAACUUCAACUACAACAACAGCAGCAACAACAACAACAGCAGCAGCCACAACAAUUCAUUCAGUCAGCAGAUGGUGACAUAUAUGCCACAAGUGCUGAUGGUAUGCAGAUGAUGAUGGUGCAGGAAAAUACCCCUAUGGUCAAACAGUCAGAAGGAGCAACAAUAAAACUCGGUGGGCAAGAUUUUGUACUUCAACCGGGUCAGCAACUUCCACCUGAAAUACAAGAAAUGAUAUCAAAAGGAUUGCCAGUUGACCUCUCUAAUUACGAGUUCGUCAUAGAGGGUGACUCUGGUCAAUCCAGCCAACAAGCAUUUGCCAUUCAACAAACUGGAAAUGACAUGGGUGGUAUGAUGAGUCCCAUGAUGGCCGAACAAGUUGGAGGGGGUGGUGACAUCACUGGACACGAGAUCCAACCAAAGAACGGCAUUUACGUGCAGGUUAUAACAGCUGCCCCAGGAGAAUUUGAUGAUGGCGAGUUCUCCUACCUGGCCCCAACGGCAGAAGAUCUCCACUCACAUCUGCUCGACGCUGACCCACACCCUGUUCCGAACACCGGCUACAUGAACUGCUAUUUGAACUUUUGUAAGAAUGGUGGGAAGGUGGAAACACAGGCCAGCAGUCAGCAAUCCACCAAGUAUGCAGUUGGUCUGAAACAGGUGGAGGAGAAGAAGGCAAACCUGCUCGUUGGUGCUUCAAGUGGUUCGGGCAGGUCUCUGCUGAUCUCCAAUCAACAACAACCUCACAAACAAAACUUUAAAAGAAAGAGAAGCAACGAGAGUGAAGGUGACAGUGACGCUGAGAAGAUAUCACGUGGGGACCUUGACUUUGAUGAUCCUCUCUGGAAGCUAAAUUCUGCAUCUAGAAUAGAUGAACGUCGACAAAGCUUGACUAAGAACAAGAAAGGUGACUUUGUUGUGGAUAAGAAAGAUGCAUACAAAUCCGAAUUCGCCAUUUGGAGGAUUGAGAAUGGGAAGCUACUGCAGAAGUUUGAUUCCUUCUUUGAUAGUGGAAAACUGUACCAUAAAUCUGCUUCUGUGUAUUCCAGUUGGUCGGGUGACAUAAGGACGAACUUUAAACCGCUGGUAGCAGACAUCAUCAGCGCAAGUUCUGCAGCUGUUGGUCGCAAGCAGGACAUCAUCGUGAAGGUCCUCGACAAGUACAUACCCAAACCAGCUGAUGAAAGCUUGGAGCAGAAUGCAUUAAUGCAGUUUUUCAACAUCUAUGUACACGUUCUUCUCAAUCAAGUAUUCGAGCCGGCGUAUCUGGCAGCCAUUCAGCAACAAAAUGUUGAAUACUAUUUGGAGCCUAUGACGCAGAUAGAUCAGCUGAUAUCGGAGGCCAAACAAGCAGUUGUGUCCGAGUAUAACUGGAAUGAAGACUUUAAGACCGUUUUGGAGACAUGGUCGUGCUACACGUUCGUUGCAGCCAAAGCUACUGAAUCCUUACAGAAUUGUCAGGCAAUCAGUGAUGGCGGGUCGGCAAUGAAACUGGUCAAGUUCUACGGACAGAGUUAUGAUAGAGAUAAUUUGCUCAACACACAAGAACUAGCAUCCAGCAGUAGCCAGGACUUUUUGAUAGGGAAGAAUGCAUUUGCAAAUCUUGGAAUAUACCAUGCUCUACAUCAUUUCAAAUAUUUACUUUUCAGAAAAUGUCAUGAAGAGGCAGUCUUCCAAGUUUCUUCCAUGAACAAAGCCAACAGCGAAGUGCCUGACAUCUGUAUUCAAAACAGGAUCUGGGUGCAACAAAUGUUCUUAGACUUGAAAGGCCUGUUGGACAGGUACAUCAUAAUCAAAACCGAAGAGGACAAUACGGAGACUGGAGAUUCACAGCAGCAAGAGGACUCUCAACAAGAAGGUGGUGGUGGUACCGCUACCAACGGGGAAUAA
Molecule: messenger RNA, 2220 nt
Organism: Helobdella robusta
Lineage: Eukaryota; Metazoa; Annelida; Clitellata; Rhynchobdellida; Glossiphoniidae
Exons: 14
Coding region: 1-2220 (739 amino acids)
Cellular component (GO): nucleus
Source: RefSeq, a predicted model, not a curated record